Hansenula ciferrii is the source of this 1035-nucleotide messenger RNA. RefSeq names its product putative serine/threonine-protein kinase. NCBI's taxonomy places the organism in Eukaryota, Fungi, Ascomycota, Saccharomycetes, Phaffomycetales, Wickerhamomycetaceae. Gene Ontology annotation, molecular function: ATP binding; protein kinase activity. The transcript has a single exon. Gene Ontology annotation, biological process: protein phosphorylation. The record is from RefSeq and is a predicted model, not a curated record. Bases 1 to 1035 code for a protein of 344 amino acids.
AUGAACUCAACAGCUAGUCAAUCCAAUUUAAAGCAAUUCUUUGGGAAGCUUCGGUCUUCUUCUAAAUCAAGACAGAAUAGUAAUUCUCCAGAAAAUGGUGGGACACCUUCAAUCUCAAGAACUAGUUCAUCAACAAAACUUGGUGGUAACAUUGGUAGUGGCUUUGGUAAACAACUUAAAACAUUAGGUUCGGGUAUUUCAUCAAAAGUUGAUUUAUAUUAUAAGAAAUCAACAAAUGAAUAUUUUGCAGUAAAGACAUUUAGAGGUCGUGAAAAUUAUGAAUCAAGAGAUGAAUAUAGAAAAAGAUGUUAUCAUGAAUAUGAUAUAACCCGUGAUUUAAAUCAUGAAAAUAUUACUAAAACAUUUUCAUUCAUAUCAUCAAUUAGUUCAUCAAAUCAUCAAUUAGUUAUGGAAUUUACACCAUAUUCAUUAUUGAAAAUUAUUCAAGUUGCAACACCUGGUGAACAAGAAAUCCUAUGUUUUUUCAGACAAAUUGUAUCAGGAUUAAAUUAUUUACAUGAUAAUUAUAUUGCACAUCGAGAUUUAAAAUUAGAAAAUAUUCAAAUGGAUUCCCACGGGAUAGUUAAAAUUAUAGAUUUCGGUACAGCUUUUAAAUUUGGACCAACACCAAGGAAAUUGGCAAUUGGAGCUGUAGGGACAGAAGCUUUAAUUUCACCAGAAGCCCUAUCUAAAUUACAAUACGAUGGUGAAUUGAGUGAUAUAUGGUCGUUGGGUAUCUUGUUGUACAGUAUGAUUAAUGUUGAUUUCCCUUGGACAGCUGCUAGAGAAUCUAAUAGUGAAUUCAAAUCAUUUAAACAAGAUCCCCAGGUUUUAAUCAAGUCAAAUUAUCCCGAACAAGUUUGGAAUUUGAUAGGGCAAAUUCUCCAACUGGAACCAACAAGCAGAAUUAAAACCAAUGAAAUCCUAACCCAACUAGGCUCAUUAACACCUGACUCUGUUCCUCCACAUAUUCAAUGUCCUUCAAAGAAACAUGCUAAAACUUUGAAAAUUUGUGCAAAUAGAUUUAAACUGUGA